Molecule: messenger RNA, 1738 nt
Organism: Condylostylus longicornis
Lineage: Eukaryota; Metazoa; Arthropoda; Insecta; Diptera; Dolichopodidae
Product: protein KTI12 homolog
Exons: 3
Coding region: 775-1719 (314 amino acids)
Source: RefSeq, a predicted model, not a curated record
UAAUUUUAAAUAAAAUAAUUCAAGAUUUUAUUUCAUCUUUUUUCAUGUAUUUUUUUUUUUCUUGUUUUUUAUAAUUGUUAUAGUCUCUUAGUUCUUUUUUGUUUUCUUUUUAUUUGUUUUGUCUUGAUACAGGGGGGUCUUCUUAUUUCUAAUACAAUAAUAAUUAUAUUAUAUAUUUUAUUUACAAGAGCGAAAAAAGAAAGAAUAUUAUAACACUGGUGCUAUAGUUUAAUUAUUUUUUUUUUUAUCUUUAUUUUGAACCUAUGUAAAUCUUUAUUUAUUCUUCUUUUUAUAUUUUAAAUUAUUUCAUUUACAUAUUAUUGUAUCUGUUAUAAAACAAGGUGAAAUUCUACUUGUUACAAUGUUUUAAAUUCGUUAAUUGAUUUUCUUUUUUUUUUUUAUAAAAUACAUAUUAUGCAUGUGAAAUUUUUUAUUUGUACUUGAAAAAAAUUUUUUGAAUAUUUUAAAAAUGUGAUCUUUUAUUUAUAAUGAGUUCUUCGAAAGACUAUGGGCGGCUAGCAAAAUGCAAUUCUAACGUCAAUUUGUCUUAUUCGACAGUAAUGUUUUAAUAAAUGAAUAAGUUAAUUUAACGUUAGAUCUGCAUUUUAAUGGACGCCGUGUUCCAUUUCGAAUUUAUCGCUGAAUCAUUGGCUUGAACACUGACCUUAUAAUUUUCACCAAUAUCUAAUACGUUAUAAUUUUAAAUCUGCUGUCUGUAUAAUGUGUGACUUCCCAGGACAUUUUGGCAGAAGUUAUGAUUCUUAACGAUACAUAAUGGGUCUGAUCUUCUAUUUUGCUCGGAAAGUGGAAAAAGUAAAAAAUUUUCCUGCAAUGCCAUUGAUAGUUAUUUCUGGUUAUCCAAGCAGCUGCAAGACAACGAAAGCUAGAGAGUUAGCUAAAUAUUUUGAAGAAAAGGGUAAAGUAGUAAAAGUUGUAUCUGAAAAUAUUGCAGUGCCGAAAGCGGGAUUUAGAAAAAAUGAAUAUUUUUCUGAUUCUCAAAAAGAAAAAACAGUUCGAAGUGAUUUGAAAUCUGAAGUUAUCCGUCUUCUAAAUAAACAAGAUCUUGUAAUUUUUGAUUCAAGCAACUAUAUAAAAGGAUAUCGUUAUGAGAUAUUUUGCGCCACAAAGGCUGCAAGGACAACACAAUGCACUUUAUUUUGCGCGAUACAAAAAGAACUUGCUUGGAAAUUCAAUAAAGGUAGAAAUGGCACUGAUGACAAUUUGAAAAAUGAUAACAAUGCUUUAUUAGACAAUUCAGAUGUUCCGUACGAUGAAGAGGUUUUUAAUGGUUUAUGUUUGCGUUAUGAAGAACCACAUGGCAAUUGCAGGUGGGAUAGCCCUUUAUUUGUUUCCUUUCCUAACGAUAUCUUGGAUUUCCAAGGAAUAUAUGAUGCUUUAUUUGAAUCUAAACCACUGGUUCCGAAUCAAUCAACACAAAAUCCUCCACUGAGCUCAACAAAUCAUUUAUUUGAAUUAGAUAAAUUGACUCAGGAAAUUGUUAGUGAUAUUACAGCAGCGAGAAAAAUUGGGAUAUUAGGCCCAGUUUCAGUUAAAGCAACCGAUGUUAAAGUAAAUAUACCAGAUUCGAUAAAUGCGAUUCAAUUAAAUAGGUUAAGAAAGCAAUUUUUAAAUUAUACUAAAUUACACACAAACGCAAGCUCUUUAGAUAAAGCUCCGCAAUUAUUUGUACAAUUUUUAAAUUCGAAUUUUAAUAAAUAAUUUCAAAUAAAAUAUUUAA